ACCGAUGAGAUCGACUAAAACGCAAAGCAGCAGAACUUGGCGUACAAGGAAGCGAGCGCCUAUGGAACCCUAAUUUAUUUGUCGUUCCAAAGCCAUCGCGUGUUCGGGGACGAUGAGAUUGAUAGCUCUAGUCGCAUGAGCCUCCGAUCCUAAUUGGCUCUUUCGAUGAUUCGGACGACUGGCUCCUCGAUAGCUGCGAUGAGGCCUAUCAGGCUUCCGGAGCCACCGACCGUCUCGACGGGUAUCCCGGAUAUCUUUGAGGGCGGAGUUAACGUCGUCAGACGGGCUAUUGUGAUCGGUAACGGAUUCCCUGGGGCAGAGAACCAGAGUAUUGGCUUAGUUCGUGCCUUAGGGCUGGCGGACAAAUUUUCAAUAUACCGUGUAACCAGACCAAGAGGUGGAGUAAAUGAUUGGCUCCAUUGGCUUCCUGUCUCACUUCAUAAAGUUUUGGAGAACCUAAUCAGACAGAUAUUUGGCAACUCAACAUUUGGCAUGUUGCUUCGAGGGAGGAAGUUGGAUUAUGUUUGUGUUCAGAAUGGUGGAUAUGUUGGUUUGUCAUCCAUUCUGGAGGCAGAUGCAACUAAAAUUGCAAUAAUUGCUCGUGAAACUUUUGAAAAAGAAGGUCCACUCUUGGUAGUUUCUUCUGGUCGGGACACCAUAUCAGUUGCCAGUUCAAUAAAACGCCUAGCAUCAGAAAAUGUUUUUGUCAUUCAGAUUCAACAUCCAAGGUCGAGACUUGACAGGUUUGACUUGGUUGUAACUCCUCGUCAUGACUACUAUGCUCUAACUGCCAGUGGACAACAAGAGAUUCCUCGUAUUAUGAGACGGUGGAUAACACCAAGAGAACCACCUGGCAAGAAUGUGGUCGUCACUGUUGGAGCACUACAUCAGGCUGAUUCUGCUGCACUUCGUAUUGCUGCAACUGUUUGGCAUGAUGAAUUAGCUCCUUUGCCAAAGCCAUUACUUGUAGUUAAUAUUGGAGGGCCCACAAGGAACUGCAAAUAUACUUCAAAUCUCGCUAGACAGUUGGUGGGCUCACUUCAGAAUGUGCUUGCAAGCUGUGGAAGUGUUAGAAUUUCUUUCUCAAGGAGGACUCCUAGAAAGGUUUCUGAGAUUGUACUAAGGGAGCUUGGUGGCCAUCCAAAGAUUUAUAUUUGGGACGGAGAAGAUCCAAAUCCACACAUGGGGCACCUGGCAUGGGCCGACGCAUUCGUCAUCACUGCAGAUUCAAUCAGUUUGGUUAGCGAAGCUUGCAGCACAGGGAAGCCUGUUUAUGUUAUCGGAAGUGAGCAUUGCAAGUGGAAAUUCUCAGCAUUUCACAAGACACUACGUGAACGAGGUUUAGUGCGGCCAUUUACAGGGUUAGAAGACAUUUCGGAUACCUUCAGCUACCCACCUCUGAAUGAUGCUGCUGAAGUUGCUGUUCGGGUUCGCGAGGUCCUUGCUCAAAGGGGGCUUACAUUACGUCGUUAGACAGUCAUACAAUGCCAAAUACACAAGUGGAUUCGACAUGGUCACAGUUGAGACCGUCGAUCAGUUUAUAUUGUUUUGGUUGUUCCUCUUUUGAGUUGAGAAAUAAAAAAAAGAAGUGAAUAUAGUGGCUACAACAGCGGCGUCUAUAUGCUUUUGUAUAUUUGAGCGGUAACACGAGGGGUUAGGCUAAUUAAUUACUAUCAUUAUUGAGAUUUUUUUAUAAGGACAAGGAUCUUUAUUUCUCAAUAAUGAGCAUUGCUGACCUCAAACAAUUAUCAUUGUGAAAUAGUUUUUUUAAAAGCCCAGACGGAUCUUGCUCGUAUGGGAUAGUGCCUAAAGUCAUGGACACAUUUCAAUGGUUGAAAUUGUGGAUCUAUGUAAUCGACCUUUGUACAUGAUUAUCCACCAACUCGUUUUCUAUCA
This is a messenger RNA of Zingiber officinale, 1896 nucleotides long. Its product is annotated as mitochondrial fission protein ELM1-like. The transcript has 10 exons. The record is from RefSeq and is a predicted model, not a curated record. NCBI's taxonomy places the organism in Eukaryota, Viridiplantae, Streptophyta, Magnoliopsida, Zingiberales, Zingiberaceae. Bases 166 to 1473 code for a protein of 435 amino acids.